Sinocyclocheilus rhinocerous is the source of this 587-nucleotide messenger RNA. Its product is annotated as cocaine- and amphetamine-regulated transcript protein-like. The coding region runs from base 106 to 417 and encodes 103 amino acids. Lineage: Eukaryota; Metazoa; Chordata; Actinopteri; Cypriniformes; Cyprinidae. The transcript has 3 exons. Gene Ontology annotation, molecular function: neuropeptide hormone activity. The record is from RefSeq and is a predicted model, not a curated record. Gene Ontology annotation, biological process: G protein-coupled receptor signaling pathway; negative regulation of appetite; cellular response to starvation.
UUAUAAAACAGCCAGCGAACUGUUAAUCCGUGUUUACUAAAUUACCCGUCCCUCCACACCUCAGUGUGCUGUGACUGUGACCCGGCAGCUGACUGACUCGGGACCAUGAAGAGCUCAGAGAUCCUGACCGGACUGAUCAUAGUCGGACUCUUCACCGUCAUGUGUUCUGGACAAACUUCCCAAGAACUCACAGAUGACACACAGCUGUCCCAGCAGGAAACGGAGAACGAAUUGGUUGAGGCUAUGACAGCACUUUUGGGAAGAUAUCAGCCUCAUGUACCAUCUUCAGAAAAACGUAGCAUUCCACAGUGUGCUGUGGGGUCCCGCUGCGCCAUGAGACUGGGUCCACGCUUUGGGAAAUUGUGUGAAUGUGUCAGAGGAUCUAACUGUAACUCAUUUCUCUUAAAAUGCAUCUGAGUCAUUAAAAAAAGCCGCAAAUCCAUAAUCCUUUCCUGAAGCUGUAAAGUCAUGCACCUGAAAGAGGCAGUGGGUGGAAAUCUGUUUUCUGAAUCACUUGUGCAAGGUGAUAAGCAUUCAUCAAAAUGCAGCGUGACAAACAAUAGCAAAGCAUGGGUUUAAUGCGUUUA